GAUUAUGCUAACGAAAUGCUGGACACAAUUGAUCCAAUAAAGACAUUAGCCAAUUCAAUUAUCGCUAUACUACUCGCAUUGACUACUGCUAUUUUAAUCGAUUUUGGAUGCUGUUGCUCAGGAAAGAAGAAGGACGAGGCAGAUACACCUGCACAAGACGGCUCUCCAGCAGGACCUGAAGCCCAAAAAACCGUGAAUGCUCCGGGUGGCACUCCGGGUGCCGCUCCGGCCGCCGCAGACGCUAAUGCACCUAAGCCACCUACACAAGGUGGAAUCGCGGGAACAUUUGAUCCAAACUAUCAAACUAUGGCAGGAUUAGGACAGGACGCUUUCGGAGCUGAUAAAAAGGCAGCUGCGGGACCUGCGGCACCUCCGGCACCUCAAGCACCUGCACAAGGUGGUGUGGUUGGAGUGAAUGACCCCAACUAUCAGACCAUGGCCGAUUAUUUAAUGAGAAUGACAAAAGUCAUAAUGAAAGAAACUCAAAAAUACAACUAUUUUUGGAGUGUGAAGAAAAACAAUGAAAUGUCCAUUGAAGGAACAUUCGAUCCGAACUAUCAAACAUUAGCCGGAAUGGGCGAAAAUGUAUUUGGUGAUGAUAAGAAGAAAGCAGCAGGAGGCGGAGGAGCAGCAGCACCACCUCCCAAGGCACCUGCACAAGGCGGUGUAGCGGGUAUGUACUGA
Anisakis simplex (herring worm) is the source of this 684-nucleotide messenger RNA. Lineage: Eukaryota; Metazoa; Nematoda; Chromadorea; Rhabditida; Anisakidae. The record is from the annotation of a GenBank genome assembly.